Messenger RNA from Episyrphus balteatus (marmalade hoverfly), 514 nucleotides. Its product is annotated as U-Kazal-Dg21.2-like. The transcript has 3 exons. The record is from RefSeq and is a predicted model, not a curated record. Gene Ontology annotation, molecular function: protein binding. The coding region runs from base 1 to 423 and encodes 140 amino acids. NCBI's taxonomy places the organism in Eukaryota, Metazoa, Arthropoda, Insecta, Diptera, Syrphidae.
AUGCAAUUCGCAACAAUUUUAAUAGCUUUACCAAUUUUUCUGGCCACAUAUUGUGAAUCUCAAUUACAAAGUCCAAAAUGUUGCAAUGUGGCUUAUGAUUGUUCUUAUGAAGAAAACCCUGUUUGGGCAUCAACUAGUGGUCAAAUUUGUGAGGUGUUUCGAAAUGAGUGUGUAAUGAUGAGUGAGAAUUGUGAUCGUCUUAAUGAAAACAGACCAGAAGCUAAAAAGAUUUCUCAGAAAAAGUGUCAAGAUUUAUGUCGCUUACAGAACUGUUUGAUGGUCUAUAAUCCAGUUUGUGGCAUUUACAAUGGCAAAAGACGUACUUUUGGAAAUAAUUGCGAGAUGAACAAAUAUAUUUGCACAACUGGACAGACUUUCAUCGCACUUCAUCGAGGUUCUUGUUUUCCAGACCGUACUGUGUAAAAAAACGAUAAAUGCAAGAAAAAAUAUAAAUCGAUAUAAAAACUAUGAGUUGUAAGUUUAUUAAGAUUGAAGAAUUGGUGGAUGCCACGGC